CUUAACACAGUCGACUACUAACUGUCGCGCGGGAAACAAAGGGUACUGUGGAGUCAAUAGUCGCGCGCUCCAUCCAAGCCCAUCAAGCCAUGUGAAAGAAAUACUGCAAGGGACGUCACAAAUAUUCGCCGUCGGGUUGAGCUCCGCUCCCCGGGAAACAGAGAUUACACCUCCCAGUCAAAAACUAUACUUGCAACCUGACAGAAUAACGGAAUUAAUGGACAUCAUUUGAUAGUGGUUGUCAUAUUGAUUGCCUAAAUCGUUUACGCCUCCGAGCGGGUUUUUUCUUUUUUUUUUUUUCCUAAGCGGAGGCGAGAGAAACAUUUCUAUUCAAGGGGGAACGGGUCUGGCCAUCGAGAUGUCAGAAGCUUUGUCACAGCAAGAGAGACUCCGGGCUAUUGCUGAGAAGAGAAAAAGGGAGGCUGAGAUUGAGAACAAAAGAAGACAACUGGAGGAUGACCGCAGACAACUCCAGCAUCUCAAGUCAAAGGCAUUGAGAGAGCGGUGGCUGAUGGAUGGAGCGCCAUCCAGUGGUGAAGAUGAGGCACAGAAACAACUACAAGAGGAUGAAACCAAGACCAAACUACUGGAAAAGACCAUCCUCGGAUUAGAACAAGAAAUUGAUGAGCUUGAGAAUGGUGUGCAUUUGAAUAAAGCGUCUGAAGAUAACAAUGAAAAUGCACCAGAUGGUCCAGUUAAGGCAGUUGAGAAUGGCAUACAGCAGCCCAGCCCCAAUGCAGGUCAUACCACCAAGAAACAGAUCACAGGCAUUGAGGCUAAGCUCCAGUGCACCAAUCCUGACGCAGCCAUUGAAAAUGCCAGUGCAGAGCACCCCGUCACCAUGGUAUUCAUGGGCUACAAGAAUGUAGAGGAUGAGGCAGAGACCAAGAAGGUAUUGGGCAUAGAGGAAACAGUGAAAGCUGAAUUUGUGGUCAUUGAGGACAGUGAGAACAAAGGGGGAAAUGAGGGGGCAAAAGGGGAGCAGGCCCCAUCGAACGGCAGCACCUCCAGUCCUGACAAAGCUCAGGAUAAGGCCAAGGAGGAGUCGAAAGAGGAAGACAAUUCGAAAGAAAAGAAGUCCUGUAAGUGCUGCACAGUCAUGUGAGUCCCUCCACUCACGCUGAAGUUUAGACUCUCGUGGAAAACUGACACCCUGACCAUAAUGCAACAAUGAAUAAGUAUACCCUGUAUACUUAUUGUUAACUUUUGUUGUCUAGUAUGUAUGUCUUUUUUAUUUCUAUUAAUAUUUUUCUAUAUUUCUGUCUUGACAUUUAUAUAUCUAUAUAUACAUAUAUUUUCAUUAUGUAAUCUUAUGAAGUCCAGUAUUUUGCUUGUUGAAGAACAGAAAAUGAGGACCACUACAGAUUCUACUUGAGGCAAUGAUGUAGUUUAAAGAACAUUUUUGUUGCCCUUGCCCUUAUUUUAUUUUAAAGAAAUAUAAGAUGUACUUCUCGAUAUAUGAACAUUAAGCUAUUUAUCUCCUGUAUACGUUUGUGUUUCUAAAAUAUUACUUUAUUACUGAGAAGAAAUUAUUAUAUUGAUAUUGCAAUGUUAUUAUGCUUUUAAUAUAUAUUUGAUCCUUUUGUUUUGUUUUAUUUUUGGCCAAAUCAUCUCAGAUCACUGUGAACACUGGUACAUAGCGUGUAGUCUUUUUCCACAAUCAUACAUUCAUAUAUUUGUAAAUAUGAUCCAAUUAUUUAUGACUGUUCAUGUUAGAAUAGAAUACAUUUAAUCAUGUUGAAAAUAGGCAACUAAAUCUACCCCAGAACCCCACUUUUACCCACAGCAGCUAUCUGCUUUAACAGUAAAUCCCUUUUUAUAGGUCACAUGCUAUUUACAGGAUAAUCCAUUUUGAAUAAAAUAGCAGAGAUAUCGCAUUUAUACUGUACGACAUACAUAAAGGGUAACACCGUUAGACAUAAUUGUAAUCAAUAUUAAUUAUUUGAAGAUUAGGAAAUUUUUCCCAAUACACUGAAAUGCCUUCUAGCACAUGUGUAAUUGCUCAUAUAGUAUAGGGAUCAUUCUUGUAGUAUGUCACACUUGCUAAAUAUAUCUUUCUAUUAUUUGGAGAUAAAAAAGUGCUUGGUGUGAAGUUGGUAUUUCAUGAUUGGUGUUAAAAGCUAUGGUUACUGUUUGGUUGGUUUGCCUUAAAUUAAACAAGACUUUAACAUCCGUGUUUUCAACGUUCAGGCAUUUCAUUCACAACAAUAAAAAUAUUAAUUUGCGUUUUUAAUGUGAAAUUUGUCCUAAUGGACAUGUCUUUGUUAAAUCUGGGGUCUAAAACAUUUUUCACAUUGCAAGAUGAAUAGCUUUGUAAAUGUUGUUUUGCUGUCUUUCUGAUAUAUUUCAAUUGAAUGAAUUAUUUCAUUUUGUGUAAGACAGUAUGUGUUGUGGAUGUUAAAAAAUGUUACAGUUACAGGUGCUUUAUUUGUAAGGCCAAUGCCUGUUUUGGUCCAAGUGUUUAAAUCGGGAAC
This is a messenger RNA of Xyrauchen texanus (razorback sucker), 2474 nucleotides long. RefSeq names its product paralemmin-1-like. Bases 359 to 1105 code for a protein of 248 amino acids. Gene Ontology annotation, cellular component: membrane. Gene Ontology annotation, biological process: regulation of cell shape. The transcript has 7 exons. The record is from RefSeq and is a predicted model, not a curated record. NCBI's taxonomy places the organism in Eukaryota, Metazoa, Chordata, Actinopteri, Cypriniformes, Catostomidae.